Cynocephalus volans (Philippine flying lemur) is the source of this 978-nucleotide messenger RNA. RefSeq names its product forkhead box B1 (gene FOXB1). NCBI's taxonomy places the organism in Eukaryota, Metazoa, Chordata, Mammalia, Dermoptera, Cynocephalidae. The transcript has a single exon. Gene Ontology annotation, molecular function: RNA polymerase II cis-regulatory region sequence-specific DNA binding; DNA-binding transcription factor activity, RNA polymerase II-specific. The record is from RefSeq and is a predicted model, not a curated record. The coding region runs from base 1 to 978 and encodes 325 amino acids. Gene Ontology annotation, biological process: regulation of transcription by RNA polymerase II; anatomical structure morphogenesis; cell differentiation.
AUGCCUCGGCCCGGCCGCAACACGUACAGCGACCAGAAGCCACCCUACUCUUACAUCUCGCUGACCGCCAUGGCCAUCCAGAGCUCGCCCGAGAAGAUGCUGCCGCUGAGCGAGAUCUACAAGUUCAUCAUGGACCGCUUCCCCUACUACCGGGAGAACACACAACGCUGGCAGAACAGCCUGCGCCACAACCUCUCCUUCAACGACUGCUUCAUCAAAAUCCCGCGGCGGCCCGACCAACCGGGCAAGGGCAGCUUCUGGGCGCUGCACCCCAGCUGCGGGGACAUGUUCGAGAACGGCAGCUUCCUGCGGCGCCGCAAACGCUUCAAGGUGCUCAAGUCCGACCACCUGGCGCCCAGCAAGCCCGCCGACGCGGCGCAGUACCUGCAGCAGCAGGCCAAGCUGCGGCUCAGCGCGCUUGCCGCCUCGGGCACGCACCUGCCGCAGAUGCCCACCGCCGCCUACAACCUGGGCGGCGUGGCGCAGCCCUCAGGCUUCAAGCACCCCUUCGCCAUCGAGAACAUCAUCGCGCGGGAAUACAAGAUGCCUGGGGGGCUGGCCUUCUCUGCCAUGCAGCCCGUGCCCGCUGCCUACCCGCUCCCCAACCAGUUGACUAGCAUGGGCAGCUCGCUGGGCACCGGCUGGCCACACGUGUACGGCUCCGCUGGCAUGAUCGACUCGGCCACCCCUAUUUCCAUGACGAGUGGCGACUACAGCGCCUACGGAGUGCCGCUGAAGCCGCUGUGCCAUGCGGCGGGCCAGACGCUGCCCGCCAUCCCUGUGCCCAUCAAGCCCACGCCGGCCGCCGUGCCCGCGCUGCCCGCGCUGCCCGCGCCCAUCCCCACCUUGCUCUCGAACUCACCGCCCUCGCUCAGCCCCACGUCCUCGCAAACAGCCACCAGCCAAAGCAGCCCCGCCACCCCAAGCGAGACGCUCACCAGCCCGGCCUCCGCCUUGCACUCGGUGGCAGUGCACUGA